ACUCUCACACAGAAUGGAGAAAUGAGGAAGUGGGUUGUUGUUGUGGUUAGCUAGCUAGCUAGCUGCUGAGGCUACAACAAGUUAUCCACCAGUGUGUUAACUUACGACUAAUUUCAAGGUUUAGUCAGGUAUCGUUGUUUUUAUACUUUAAAUGUUUAAAUGUUAUGUUCAUUUGUACGGAAUGUUUGAUAAAUGUAACGCUAGCUAGCUGACAGAGUAUUCUAGCAUAGACAGAUGGGUUACUCUAGUUAUCAAUACAUUGUAUUCUAGCUAGCUACAACAUAUAGCUACUUCUACAUUUGUGAUUCUACAAAAGGGACUGGAGACGAUGGAAAAACCUUUCUCCUAGCUAGCUACUAUCGCUUUAGUUUAGAUAUUUCUCCUCAGAGCCUUUCUGUGGUUAUCAGUUGUGGAUCUUCUCUUCAAGGCAAGGUGAGGGUGUAGUUAGUUGUUGACAGGGGUCACAUGAAUGUACUGCACCAGGAGGUCAAAGGACUGGGGUGGAAGGUUGAGGAGCGUGAACUGGCUGAGGGAAAGAAUUGUGGAGAUGGAGGUGUCAGGCUACCAGUCCAAGCUGCUGUGUGAGCUCAAUGAGCAGCGGAAGAGAGACUUCUUCUGUGACUGCAGUAUAGUCGUGGAGGGGCGGGUCUUCAAGGCCCAUCGCAACGUCCUAUUCGCCGGCAGCGGCUACUUCCGAGCCCUAUUGGUCCACUACCUACAGGACAGCGGUCAGCACCACAGUACAGCCUCUCUGGACAUCGUGACGGCCGAGGCCUUCUCCUCCAUCCUAGACUUCCUGUACUCGGGCCGACUGGACCUGCGCAGCGACAACGUCAUCGAGGUGAUGUCAGCGGCCAGCUACCUCCAGAUGACUGACGUGGUGUCCUUCUGUAAAGGUUACAUCCGCUCCUCUCUGGAGAUCUGUAACAGGGAGAAAGAGAGAGAUAGAAACAAAGAGAAGGAGAGAGACGGUCCGGCUGACAGUGGAACCCCAGCCAUGCCACCUCCCUCUUCCACCACCUCUGUAACUCUUCCUUCGUUGUCACUAGAGGGAGAUGGAGUUACUCAUGUACGUUCAGAAUCCCCCCCUUCCACUGUCACAGACCCCCCAUCCUCGGCAGCAGCCCUCCCCAGGGUCCCCACGCCCCCCGGCCCUAGCAGAGACUCUGAGAGCGACUGCAGCUCCAGAGGGGAGUUCCCAUCUCAUAUUAUUGUGGGCCGGACCCCACAUGGACAUGGGGACCAUGUGAUGAACCCCCUUUCCUCUGGGUUGACCCUAGAACUGGUGCGCCCCAAGAUCGAGUACGACCCCGAUGACGAGCCCGAGGAGGGGUCUCCCGAUACCAAAGACCUGACGUUGUUUAUGGGACCCCCCCUCCACACCCACCACCCAGACCACCUCCAUGACAGGCUGGCGUCCUCCAGCCCUUCCCCCAGCAGCGAGCGCUCCUCCCUGGGCUUCGGGGGCUGCCACGCCAGGCAGUUCAUGGAUGUGCUGUUGAGAGGCGGCUCCAGCCCCCACAGGGACAGAGGGGAGCAGGGCCAGAUGUUUGCCCAGGGAUUGGGCCUCUGGGGUGGGGGAGGCAGGGUGGAUGAGGGUCUGGGGAUGGGUGGGGCCUCUAUCAUGGAGAUACAGAGCGACUGGUACGGAGAGGACACAGGUGAUGGCUUGUUAGUGCCGGUGAAGCUCCACAAGUGUCCGUUCUGCCCGUACACCGCCAAGCAGAAGGGCAUCCUGAAGAGACACAUCCGCUGUCACACUGGAGAGAGACCCUUCCCCUGUGAGACAUGUGGCAAGAGGUUCACAAGGCAGGAACACCUCCGCAGUCACUCACUCAGCGUGCACCGUUCCAGUUGGCCCGUGGUUUGUAAGGGGUGCAGACGAAGCUUCACUGGAGCCCUGUCCCACGGACUGAAACGCUUUGGCUUGUGUGACAACUGUACCUGUGUUACGACCACGGGCCACGACGACUCACCUCCCGCCCACAUCAACCUCGACGGCCAACCAGAGGCCAUGGAACGCGGGGACGGAGACAGUGAUUGGCCCAGGUUCAGGGAUGAUGCUGAUGACAUGGAGGGAGGGAUUAUAGAGGACCUGGGGGAGAAGGAGAAACCACACGGACGACUGUCAGAGACCCCAUCCACAGUGGAUACGAAGGAGAGGAGACAAGGAAAGGAAGAAUUUAACUUUCAGACACAGUUUUAGUCCUAUCUUGCAGUCUUCCUCCCCCAGUGGUUUAAUUAGGGGAACAAUCCAAGACUGAGACAGAGGUCCAUGUUAACUUUGUCUUGGCUACUAUUUUCUACCAAAAUAACUGUGGAACAGAAUCAGAACUGCAUGGCCAUAAGAGGACUGGGUUUCCCCCAAGGCGUUGUGUUGUCCCUAGGAGAAAGACGUUGUGUUGUCCCUAGGAGAAAGACGUUGUGUUGUCCCUAGGAGAAAGACGUUGUGUUGUCCCUAGGAGAAAGACGUUGUGUUGUCCCUAGGAGAAAGACGUUGUGUUGUCCCUAGGAGAAAGACAUUGUGUUGUCCCUAGGAGAAAGACAUUGUGUUGUCCCUAGGAGAAAGACGUUGUGUUGUCCCUAGGAGAAAGACGUUGUGUUGUCCCUAGGAGAAAGACGUUGUGUUGUCCCUAGGAGAAAGACGUUGUGUUGUCCCUAGGAGAAAGACGUUGCGUUGUUCCUAGGAGAAAGACAUUGUGUUGUCCCUAGGAGAAAGACGUUGCGUUGUUCCUAGGAGAAAGACGUUGCGUUGUCCCUAGGAGAAAGACGUUGCGUUGUCCCUAGGAGAAAGACGUUGUGUUGUCCCUAGGAGAAAGACGUUGUGUUGUCCCUAGGAGAAAGACGUUGUGUUGUCCCUAGGAGAAAGACGUUGCGUUGUCCCUAGGAGAAAGACAUUGCGUUGUCCCUAGGAGAAAGACGUUGCGUUGUUCCUAGGAGAAAGACGUUGCGUUGUCCCUAGGAGAAAGACAUUGCGUUGUCCCUAGGAGAAAGACGUUGCGUUGUUCCUAGGAGAAAGACGUUGCGUUGUUCCUAGGAGAAAGACGUUGUGUUGUCCCUAGGAGAAAGACGUCUCUUCUACUUGGUCUUGGUGGCACAAUGCAUCAGGUGAUGAUACGCCAUAGCAGUCUGUUCUCCAUGGAAACAGCAGGUGUCUUGUCCUCAACAGCCUCAUCAACUCCAUGCAACAGCCUCAUCAACUCCAUGCAACAGCCUCAUCAACUCCAUGUGUCGCGCUGCAUGAGGCAGAAGGUGGUCACUCUAGGUGGGACUGGUUUUUUUAAGGUAUCUAACAACAGACUCAUAUCUUAAUUCCCAGUCAUGUGAAAAUCCUAAACAUUAGGACCAAAUGUAUUUAAAUUGACUGAGUUCCUCAUAUGCACUGUAACUCAUUAAAUUGUUGCAUGUUGCGUUUUAUAUUUUUGUUUAGUGUCUAUUUCCGGAUGUUGUGUAUCUCUGAAAAUAAUCAGAAUUCAUGUCAAUUCAAGGAAAGUUUAAAAAUGUAAACAGACUUUGUCCAAAAAAUGUUGUUCUCUUGUCAUAGUUUAUUCCAGGUGUGGGGUUAAAUUGAGUGGCUGGACAGAGUGAAUUGAUCCACCUACAUAUUUCUGUUCUGAAUUAAAUAUUACCACGGCC
Messenger RNA from Oncorhynchus kisutch (coho salmon), 3636 nucleotides. It is a transcript of the gene zbtb8b, whose product is annotated as zinc finger and BTB domain containing 8B. The transcript is spliced from 5 exons. Gene Ontology annotation, molecular function: protein binding; RNA polymerase II cis-regulatory region sequence-specific DNA binding; DNA-binding transcription factor activity, RNA polymerase II-specific. The coding region runs from base 470 to 2206 and encodes 578 amino acids. Lineage: Eukaryota; Metazoa; Chordata; Actinopteri; Salmoniformes; Salmonidae. Gene Ontology annotation, biological process: regulation of transcription by RNA polymerase II. The record is from RefSeq and is a predicted model, not a curated record.